UCUCUCUCUCUCUCUCUCAAAGAGGUACGAACUGAUCUCUAGACUAUUACUAGCAUUUCAGUUUACAAUGGAGGAAUAGGGUUUUCGGGGGGCCUUGAAGCGAAAUUUUUUCGUUUCGGUUUACAUCUUCUGGGGGUUCUUGCUGGAGAAUUGUUUUUUUAUUCUGGGACUCGAAGCAGAAUUCCUUCAAUUCAUCUUCAGUUAAGAGUAAAAGCUCCAUCUUUGCCUCUGUUAGGGGAAUAUCUUGACCUCGGUCAAAAAACUCAACAGCUGUUUGGUCGGAAAUUUGCAAGGAAAAUUUUGGGACCAUGAUCGGACCGAACUUCAUGGACGAGAUAGACUGCGGCAGCUUCUUCGAUCACAUCGAGGACCUGUUGGACUUCCCAGGCGAGGACGUGGACGUGGAGGCCGGGCUCGGCAGCACGGACUGUAACUCCUUCCCCAGCGUUUGGCCGACACAGGCCGAGUCGUUGCCCAGUUCCGAGUCGGUCUUCUCCGCCAACAGUGCGUCGGACCUCUCCGCCGAGCUCUCCGUUCCGUACGAAGACAUUGUUCAGCUUGAAUGGCUUUCAAACUUUGUCGAGGAUUCCUUUGCUGGUGGAAGCCUUACCAUGAAGAAAGAAGACUCCUCCAUCAAGAAGGAAUCAUCCCACCACCCGUUCCAGACUUCAAGCCCUGUUUCUGUCCUUGACAGCAGCAGCUCCUGUUCUGUUGAGAAGAAUGUGCCGCGCAGCCCAGAAACAAUCACCCCUGGCCGCUGUGGGCGGGCUCGCAGCAAGCGUCCUCGCCCUGCAACCUUCAAUCCACGCCCUGCAAUCCAACUUAUUUCCCCAUCCUCCUCUGUUACGGAGACACCUCAGCCAUUCCUUGCACCAAAUAAAGUCUCUUCCGAUUCUGAGAGUUUUGCAGAGUCUAGUCUGUCGAUCAAGAUACCAAAACUAGUCACAGCAGAGCACAAGAAGAAAAAGAAGAUGAAAUUGACAGGUCCACAAGGACCUGCAGAAACGACCAAUCAGAAUUCAUCUUUGCAAGCUGUCAGGAAAUGUAUGCAUUGUGAGAUAACCAAGACUCCACAAUGGAGGGCAGGACCAAUGGGGCCGAAAACACUAUGCAAUGCAUGUGGUGUUCGCUACAAGUCAGGUCGGCUCUACCCUGAAUACCGGCCUGCAGCAAGCCCGACAUUUAUUCCAUCCGUGCACUCCAAUUCCCAUAAGAAGGUGCUGGAAAUGAGAAAUAAGUUUGGGGAGAAGGCUACUAUAACGGCAACACGACCCAAUGUGACUGCAUUGCCAGAACUUAUUCCGAAUACAAAUAGCAACCUUGGACUUGAUUACAUGUAGUAGGGAGGAUGAAUGAGAGAACUUGUUCCCUGUAGGAACCUUUUUUCUUCACUUCCUCCCUCUUUCCUCUCUUACGCUGUUUCUCAGUUGUUUCAUUUAUUUUGUUCACUGCUUUAUGUACAGGGAUGGAAGGGGAGGGGCUGAUAGGAGCAAUAGACGACCAUAUUGUAGCAUUUAGAGGAGGAUUGUCACGAGAUAACUGAAAAGGGGUAGAGAUAAGUGGAAGUUCUUAAGGGUAGAAUGUAGGUUCAGUGAUGGUUAAUUAGUAGUUCCUUGGGUUAAGUAGCCAUGGGAGUGAGUGGGUGUGUGUGUGUGUUUGUCUCUCUCUCUCUCUUUUUAGCAUUCUUUUCCUUUUUCUUCCUUUCCAUGGGAAUUCUUUUUGCAGUUCAUUUGUAGUAGAAAAUUCUGAGAUAAGUAAUGGAAUUUGAGAUUUGUUAUGCUUCA
This is a messenger RNA of Juglans microcarpa x Juglans regia, 1784 nucleotides long. Its product is annotated as GATA transcription factor 8-like. Gene Ontology annotation, cellular component: nucleus. The record is from RefSeq and is a predicted model, not a curated record. Gene Ontology annotation, molecular function: zinc ion binding; sequence-specific DNA binding. The transcript has 4 exons. Gene Ontology annotation, biological process: positive regulation of DNA-templated transcription. Bases 309 to 1340 code for a protein of 343 amino acids. Lineage: Eukaryota; Viridiplantae; Streptophyta; Magnoliopsida; Fagales; Juglandaceae.